Messenger RNA from Nannospalax galili (Upper Galilee mountains blind mole rat), 972 nucleotides. It is a transcript of the gene Arrdc5, whose product is annotated as arrestin domain containing 5. Bases 1 to 972 code for a protein of 323 amino acids. NCBI's taxonomy places the organism in Eukaryota, Metazoa, Chordata, Mammalia, Rodentia, Spalacidae. The transcript is spliced from 3 exons. The record is from RefSeq and is a predicted model, not a curated record. Gene Ontology annotation, biological process: protein transport. Gene Ontology annotation, cellular component: cytoplasm.
AUGUCUGUGGUCAAGUCUAUAGAAUUAGUGCUACCCAAAGAUGAAGUCUACCUGGCCGGCUCAAACAUAGAUGGGCAGGUGGUUCUCACCCUCAACAGCACCCUGAUAGACCCCAUCGUGAAAGUAGAGCUGGUCGGUCAUGGUUACGUUGAGUGGAAUGAAGAAGUCGGGGAGACCCGAGAUUAUAGCCAAGAUGUUAUCUGUAAUAACAAGGCAGAUUAUGUGCAUAAGACGAAGACAUUCGCAGUGCUGGAUAAUUGGUUAAGCGCAGGCAGCCACACCUUUGACUUCCAUUUCAACUUACCUCCCAGGCUCCCGUCCACCUUCACCAGCAAGAUUGGCCAUGUUUCCUACUUCUUGCAGGCCCUGUGCAUGGGCCGAGAAAACAUCUUGGCUAAGAAGAGGCAGUACCUGAUGGUCCAAGGGAUUUCCGAAUUUCACCAGCGGAACCUAAAACAGAACCCACUGUUGGUGAAGGUAGAGAAGAAGGUGACGUACAACUGCUGCAGUGAGGGCUGGGUGAGCUUACAGGUACAGAUGGACAAGAAUACGUUCGUGCCAGGCGAGAAAGUGACACUCACGUCAGAGAUCCAAAACCACACCGGCAAGCACAUCAAGACAGUGGUCCUCGCCCUCUACUCCCAUGUGCAGUACGAGGGCUUCACCCCCAACGCCGAGCAUCGCUGGAGGGCGGACAGCAGUGAGCUGCUGCGACAGGUGGCCAGUGCCCACAUCGCCGCCUUCAGCAGCACAAAGGUGGUCAGCGCCUUCAACUUACCGCUGGUGCUGUCAGUGAGCAACAGCUCCCAGGAGAACGAGAUCAUGAGCACCAGCUAUGAGCUGGCAGUCACCAUCCACCUACCCUGGUCCCUGUCUACUGUCAAAGCCCGGGUCCCUAUCAUCAUCACCAGCAAUGGGGCCGGGGGGCUGGACAGCUUCCCCCAGGGAGAUGAACUCCGCAGUGAGGAUUAA